Naumovozyma dairenensis CBS 421 is the source of this 1545-nucleotide messenger RNA. It is a transcript of the gene BUD22, whose product is annotated as Bud22p. Gene Ontology annotation, biological process: maturation of SSU-rRNA. The transcript has a single exon. The coding region runs from base 1 to 1545 and encodes 514 amino acids. Gene Ontology annotation, cellular component: 90S preribosome; nucleus. Lineage: Eukaryota; Fungi; Ascomycota; Saccharomycetes; Saccharomycetales; Saccharomycetaceae. The record is from RefSeq and is a predicted model, not a curated record.
AUGGUGAAGGAUAACUUACUAUUCAAAUUAGACAAUUUAGAAUAUCAAUAUCAUUAUUUAACAAACUCAUUAAAUUCAUUUGAACCAAGAUUUGUUCAAACAAGAAUCCAUUAUAAUUCGAAAGGUAAGAAGAAUGCUAAAAAGAUUGCCAAAAUUUUGAAUGAGAUUACGCUAGAUGAUGUGGAAUUACAAAUGGAUCAAAUUAAAUUGGAAGUAUUUAAUAAAAAGAUUCAUCAUUUUGAGAAAAAAUUUUCUAAAUUUUUCAAUAAGUUUUUAACGACGAGUUCCAAAUCUAGUGUUUGGAAGAAGAAGAAAUUGGAUGUUGUAUUGGACGAUGUGAAGAAAAAUUAUGAUUUGGAUCUUUUUAUCAAAUUGAUUUGUAUGUCCAAAAGCAUCAAAAUUUCAAUAAAUAAACUCAAGUUUGCACAAAAGAAGAAGAAUCUAAAGGUUUCAAACGAUGAGGGCAAGCAAACAUUGGUUCCUAAAUGGUUCACAUUACAUUCUUAUUGGAUAAUUAAUCAAGAUAAAUCAAAUGAAUUUAAUCCCAGUAGAAUAUGGAAUGAAGUGGUGAUGAAUAUUAAAAAUUGUGAUAGUUUAAUUAGUUUAGUGAUGAAUGAUAAAGAAUGUAAAGAAAUUAUUGAAAAUUUUGAAAACGGGUUAGAUUUCUUCUUAGGAAUCAAUAAACAGAACAGAUUAAAACAGAAACAAGAACAGGAACAAGAACAAGAACAAGAACAGGAAAAAUCUAAGAAAAGUACAAAGGAUGAAAAUGAAUCAGUUUCAGACAAUAGUGUUAAUGAGAGGGAAGAUGAGGAGGAGGAUGAAAGUGGAAGUGAAAUUGACAAUCAAGAUCAUGCCGAUAUUGAUGAAGAAGAACUUGCGAGACAUUAUGAAGGUUUACUUGCCGCAUCAUCAGAUGAAGAAGAAGAAGAAGGUAAUGCUGUUGAAGAUACUCUUGAUACCACUAUAAAUUAUAAUGAAGUUACAGAUGAAGAACCAAGUUCGGAUGAAGAUGAAGACACUAGUGACGAACCAUCAAGAAAGAAGGCAAAGAAAAAUGUUGUUAAGUUACCUGAAUUAAUGGCAGGUUAUUAUAGUGGUGGUGAAUCCAGUGAAGAUGAAAAGAGAGAAGAUAGAGUUGCUAAAGAACAAAUGUCAAAUAAACCACAAAGGAAAAAUAGACGUGGUCAACGUGCUAGACGUAAGAUAUGGGAGCAGAAGUACGGUUCUGGUGCUAAACAUAUUCAAAAAGAAGUGGAAGCAAAAGUUGCGGAAAGGCAAAAAAGGCAAGAAGAAUAUGAAGAAAGAGCUGCUAAACGUGCAGCAAAGGCAGAAGCUUAUGAAAAGGUAAUGGAAGAAAAAAGGUUACGUAAUAGAGAUAAUGGUUGGGCUGCUCGUGAUAGUGCAGUUGCCAAGAUAAAGAAGACUACGCCAAUGCUAGAGAAACCACCAUUAGAAGAACAUCCUUCAUGGGUUGCUAAAAAACUUGCUGAAGAGAAACAAAAAAAUGCUAAAUUUGCAGGUAAAAAAAUCACAUUUGAUUGA